Molecule: messenger RNA, 2991 nt
Organism: Penicillium chermesinum
Lineage: Eukaryota; Fungi; Ascomycota; Eurotiomycetes; Eurotiales; Aspergillaceae
Exons: 7
Coding region: 1-2991 (996 amino acids)
Biological process (GO): regulation of exocytosis; establishment of cell polarity; regulation of protein secretion
Cellular component (GO): plasma membrane; cytoplasm
Molecular function (GO): syntaxin binding; GTPase activator activity; myosin II binding
Source: RefSeq, a predicted model, not a curated record
AUGGCUCAUUUUUUGCGAGGCAAACAAGCAGGAAUCCAAAGGGACCUAUCUGAGGGCCUGGCCUCCGAUUUCUUUGACCUCGAUGAUUUCGCACGAUGCGGUAUCAAUUCGCAGAUCAGCGUAAUCGCCUACGACCCUGUCCAGUCCCUACUAGCCGUCGGUACUAGCGACACUCAGUUUGGCAGCGGCCAGAUUUAUGUCUUCGGGCAGCGACGAGUGUUGGUGGUAUUCCAAUUCCAGCGCAAGGCAUCGGCAAAGUUCCUUCAAUUCUGCGGUGAUAAACUCGUUAGUGUCGACUCGAGGAAUGAGCUCAGCAUCUUUUCUCUGGAAACAAAGUGCUUGGUAACCGCCUACGCACCUCCAGGGCAGGGCACUGCCCUCGCCACAGAUCCCAGUCUUGACUAUGCCUUCAUUGGGCUGUCGAAUGGUGAUGUGAUUGCAUAUGAUCUCGACAGAGAGUCGCUUACUCCCUUCAGGAUCCCAAAUCAAUGGUUGGCGCAGAACCCUCGCGCACGUCUUUGUCCCGUCGUAUCGCUUGAGUUCUCUACGCGAGAUAUUGGGAAAAUCCUCAUAGGAUACCCAGAAGGGGCAGUGACAUUCUCAUUCAAACAAAAUGUUGCGCAGAAGUAUUUUGUAUACGAAAUUCCUGCCAAUGCCCCAGGCGGCGAUCCUGCAAUGCCAACAAUCGCCCCCCGCAGGCCCAGACUUAUAGAUGCUCUCUGGCAUCCCAACGGAAUAUUUGUGUUGACUGUUCAUGAAGACACGAGCUUAGUGCUCUGGGAUUCAAAGGAUGGCCGCAAGCUUCAUGCGCGAACAAUCCAAUCUACAAACAUCGAUGAACCCGGCAGCGGUCGUGAUUCUGAUCAAGUCUCUUCGGGACCGAAAGAACCAAUCACGAAAAUUGCAUGGUGUGCGAAAGACAAUCCUGAUGAUACAGGCAUAUUGGUUGCUGGAGGUAUGCCCGCUAGCGACCCCAACAAGGGCUUCACUUUCAUUGAUAUGGGUCCGACGCCCAUCUACGCCACAUCCUCAUGGCAGGUUCUUCAGAGCUACUUCUCGAAACCCAGACGGCAAAUCAAUCUGCCGAUCCCCCCUGGGGCUUAUGCAAACACUUUUUGCCUGAUCCCUCGUAGUUCCCCAUAUUUCGGUGGUGCUCAUGACCCAAUUGCCAUCCUGGCCGUGCUGUCUUCGGGUGAGCUGCUCACAAUGAGCUUUCCAAGCGGCCAUGCGAUUUCUCCUACAAAUAUGCUGCACCCGUACCUUUCAUUCGUGCAUCCAUUCGUGAACAAGGUUACCCUUACCCCUGUGUCUCGUGACAUCUGGUUGGGUUUGAGAGAGAUCCGAGCCCAGGGACCAAAGAUAGUGAUUGGAGGCGCAGAGGCGAGGAAUCCUUUGAAGCGUUACGAAAGUCGAAAUAUCAUAACGACGGCGCAUGCUGACGGGACGAUCCGGCUCUGGGACGGUGGACACGAUGACGAGAUCGAGAAUGGCGACAUGAUUCAGGUAGACUUGGCUCGGGCAGUAGGGAGAGUUCGCAACAUUGAAGUCACUGAAAUGUCUCUUGCCAAUGGCACUGGGGAAAUUUCUGUCGGCUUGAAAAGUGGGGAACUGGUGGUAUUCAGAUGGGGUAAAAACAACUCUUAUGGACAUGAAGAGCUCCCUGGAUCCAACCAGGGGCCAGGAAGAUUGACUACUAUCACCCAGCGGACAGAUCCGGGUCUCAAGACAGGCUUGCUGCCGUUGACACUAUUGGAUAUGCAGCAAGGUCCUUUGACUGCCUUGAAACAUAGCCCUGUGGGAUUUGUUGCAGCUGGAUACGAGGCUGGAGGUUUAGUGAUUCUAGACUUACGCGGCCCGGCACUCAUCCACACAGCCCAUCUUUCUGAUUUCGUGAAAGCCUCGAAACGAGGAAGCCUCCGGAAGAGCUCGCGAGGCGCAGCGGAUGCCCCAGCUGAAUGGCCUACUGCCAUUGAGUUUGGAGUGAUGACAUUGGAUGGCGAGGACUACUCCAGCAUUUGCUGCUUUGUGGGAACAAACAGAGGAAAUGUGGCUACUUUUAAGAUUCUUCCAGCAUCAAACGGGACAUAUACUGUCACAUAUGUGGGAUUUUCGGCCAUUGAUGACAAGAUCAUAAAGCUGAUUCCUAUCGACGCCGACUCUGGUGGCCAUGCUUUUGCCACGCCAACCGCAGUGUCUGGCUUGAGAACUGGUGCUCAAAUAAAUGGAGUUGUGGUUGCUGUCACUGUCUCUGGGUGCCGAAUCUUCAAGCCUCCAACCGCUAAAGGUGCUCACAAGACAUGGGAUGAUUAUCUCUGUGAUUCGGCACAGGUCGUCAAGAGCGAGGGCCGCGGCUACAGUCUAGUCGGUCUUUUCGGAGAUGGUAAUGUUCGAGCAUUCUCUAUUCCUGGACUUCGAGAAAUCGGCUGUAAGCCCAUCAACCAGAUAGCCGAUAUGCGACGUCUCUCAGAAGCAUCCAUCACGCCUACUGGAAGCGUAAUGGCUUGGACUGGACCCUCCGAAAUAGCGCUUUUCAAUGUGUGGGGAAGAGGAGAGACCCCACCUCACUCGCAAGACCGACUUUACGAUCCCCAGAAAGUUGUACCGCCGCGUCCUACAAUAACUAAUCUCCAAUGGAUCUCCGGCACGCAAUAUGUUACUCCAGCAGAUAUGGAUUUACUGAUCGGCGGUCCAGAUCGGGCCCCAUCUAAGCGCAUGCUGGAACAGAUGAGACUUACAGAGGAAGAAGAGCGACGAGCCCAGCGAGAAGGCCGCCGAGCGCGAGUCCAGCCUCAGCAGGACAACAACGAGGGCUAUUGGGCCUCCAUGUCCCGCGCGGUCCAAGAGCGUACAGAGCGACUAGGAAUUGCGGGCGACUCGAUGGAUCGACUCGAGGAGAACAGCAGUAACUUUGCCAACGACGUGGGCAAGUAUAUCCAGACCCAAAAGAGAAAGGCUGUUUUCAGCGCCUUGGGUUCGAAAUUUGGCUUCUAG